UUUCGGCAGCGAGCUGGAAUGAAAACCUCAGGGAAAGGGAGAAACUCACCGCUUUUUAGCCAUGAAUUAGGAUUUCCUUCGCCGGAAUAAAAACAAAAAGCGGGACCGUCGGACUCGACGUGGUAUGAAGUCCCUCAAAACGGAGCCAUUACAUUAACCUUACACCAGGGUUGGGCGCCAUGGCGGAGUCGGAGGAGGCAAUGAGCCAAGAGGACUGGAAGGAGAAGUGCGAGGUUCUGGAAGCGCUGCUCAUGAAGUUCAGGGUCCAGAUCCUCAAGAUUCGAGAACUCACUGCAGAUAAGCGAGCAAUUACGGGCGAGGAAGAUGAAGAAGAAGAUCAUGGUGUGAUAUCUUUGCAGAUUCAGCAGUUGGAGAUGCAGGUGAUGGAUGCAGAAAAGCGGGCCUUCACCGCGCAGCAGCAGGCGCAGUGGAUGGAGGAGAAGCUCAAGGCCCCGGACGGCCAGUCUGGGGACGCGGAGGUGCGCUUGUUCCAGCAGUGCCAGGAGCUGCAGGCGUCGCUACGGGAGAGGGAGGACGCCAUCGCACAGCUGGAGCAGCAGCUGGAGGAGCAGAAACAGACCCGGCUCCUGGACGCCAAAAUGGUGGAGGAGAAAGCAGCCAGGAUCAAGGAGUGGGUGAUGCUGAGGUUGUCAGAGUUCGAGGUGGAGAACGCGGCUUUAAGGGAGACCAACCAGCUGCAGGAGGCUCAAAUCCUGGAGCUGCAGAAACAAGUGCAGGCCUUCGAGCAGAAGUGCGGCGGCGGGCGAGGACUCCCGUGCAGACCGGGCCAGGCCCAGCGCCUCAGCAGCCUGACCUUUGGCUGUUUCCAGGUGAGGGGGAAGAGCCCCCAGGUCCUGACGGGACCGGCGCCAUCCCAGAGGACCCUCAGCACACCGGGAGAGAACGACACGACCGAGAGGAGCGGCAAUACGUCAGCAGACAGGCGGAGAGCCUCCCAGCAGACGGACGAGGGGGCUCACGGAGCGGAAGGCGACGGCGGCCAGCCCGAGGACGGCGGGGAGGGCGCCCGCGAGCCCCCACGCAGCCGCGCCGCAUCGGAGGAGGAGGGGGCGUCCGGCGAGGGCCCGGGGGCCGGGGCGUGCAGCCUGGACUUCAGCCGGCCGGGCAGCGAGACCUACCUGACCGCCUCGGACGACAGCAGCUCGCUGUUCGACGACGACAUGCAGCGGGCCGAGCGGCCCUGCUUCGCCCUGCCGGACGCCCCGGACGGGGGCCCGGGAGGGCGUGAGCUCGGGCGGGGGGAGGGCCGCGGGGUCAAGGCGGAGGACCGCGCCUCCGAGGAGCUCAACCGGCGAUUCCAGUCGCAGAGGCUGGACUCCUCGUCCUCCUCCAGCGAGCCCAACACCCCCAGCCCCGGCCCCGGCACCCCGAAGAGGCCCAACCCGCCCCACGACCCCAGGGACAGGCCCGCCUCGCCCAAACAGCCCCGUCUGAAAACGCCGGUGGGGGGGGCGGGGCCGCUCAGCGUCGCCCUGGCGAAGAAGCACCUCAGCCAGCCGCCGGCGGGCAGCGAGCCGCGGCACGGCCAGACGCGCAACGCCCUCAGCAUGCUGCGGCCCCCCCGCCCCCAGGAGACCGACCUGGACCGGGAGGCCGACCCGGACCAGCAGCGGGAGGACGGCAUGGAGGUCGGCAGGGAGGGGCCGCCCCGGGUCCACCCCACAGAAACCCCGCCCGAGCCCGAACCCGAACCCGGGACCGAGAUGAGCUCAGAGAGGCCCGGCAGCAAACCCCCGACUCCACCUCUUCACAGGCUCCCCUCCUGGGAAAGCCGUAUCUAUGCCGUUGCCAAAUCGGGAAUCAGAUUAUCCGACACGUCCUGCUCAGACCUGGCUGUCAAAGACCCCUCCCUGCAAUCGUCCUACCCCUCCUUCGUCAUGUUCACCUCCCUCGUCUACAAAAACAUGACCACACCGGUUUACACAACUCUGAAGGGGAAAGCCACCCUGCUGAGCAGCAGUCCCAUCUCAGACGAGUCCUCCAGUUCCGAGGAGUCCUCCAGCUCCGGAGGAGAGGAGGACGGCUCCCUCUCCAGCUCCCACAACUCCUCCAGCUCCAGGAAGGACAGCGGCACGGGCAGCCCGCGCUCCCUAAAGAGAGCCGUGUCCAUGGCUUCCGUGACGUCAGAAAGCGACUACGCCAUCCCCCCCGACGCCUACUCCACCGACACCGAGUGCUCCGAACCCGAGCAGAAACUGCCCAAGACCUGCGGCCCGGCCAGCGACGACGGAAAGAGUGAGCCAAUGGAGAAGUCGGGCUACCUGUUGAAAAUGGUCAAGACCUGGAAGAAAACCUGGAAGAGGCGCUGGUUCGUCCUCAAAGACGGAGAGCUGCUCUACUACAAGUCGCCAAGCGACGUGAUCCGGAAACCUCAGGGACAGAUCGAAGUCAACGCCACCAGCAGCAUCUCCCGCGGGGACGGAAAACAGGUCCUUCAGUUGGCGACGGGUAAGCACGUUUACUGCCUGAAGGCCGACUCCCCGAACCUGCUGGAGGAGUGGCUGCGGGUGCUGCAGAGCGUGCUGAGGGUGAAGCACGGAUACUCCAAGAGGGUCUGGUGCGCUCUGAUUGGCAAAACUUUAUACUACUUUCGCAGCCAAGAGGACAAGUUCCCACUGGGCCAGAUCAAGCUUUGGGAGGCCCGGGUCGAGGAGGUGGACAGGUCCAGGGACUCGGACGACGACUCUAAGGCGUCUGGGCGGAGCUUGCCCGGAGCGCCCUUCACCAUCGCCGUCCAUCCACAGGAGCAAGGCCCCACCUAUUUACUCAUCGAGUCCCGCCACGAAAAGGACUCGUGGCUGUACCAUCUGUCGGUGGCUGCAGGCACCACGGUGGGGAAAGUCGGAACCGAGUUUGAGCAACUGGUAGGAAAACUCUUCCAGCUGGACGGUGAUCCAAAUUCUCAGAUCUGGAGACAUCCCACGUUGUGCUUCAGUAAAGAAGCUCUGUCAUCUCCUCUCACCACUCUGCCCUCCCAGGCCCUUCAGACGGAGGCCGUGAAGCUCUUUAAGACCUGCCAGCUCUUCAUCAACGUGGCCAUCGACGCGCCGGUCAUCGACUACCACGUCUCUCUGGCCCAGAGCGCGCUGCAGGUGUGCCUGACCCACCCCGAGCUGCAGAACGAGCUGUUCUGCCAGCUCACCAAGCAGACCCGCCGGAGGCAGCUGCACGGCCAGCCGGGACCCCUGCAGGGCUGGCAGUUUCUGGCCCUGUGUGUGGGGCUGUUUCUCCCUCAGCACCUGUUCCUCUGGCUGCUUCAGGCUCACCUCAAAAAGCACGGAGACUCCAGGACAGAGGUGGGGAAGUACGCCAUCUACUGCCAGCGCUCUUUGGAGCGGACGCAGCAGAAAGGGGAGCGGCAGGCCAGGCCAUCCCGCAUGGAGAUCCUGUCCAUUCUGCUGAGGAAUCCGUACCACCACUCCCUGCCCUUCAGCGUCCCUGUUCACUUCCUCAACAAUACCUACCAGGUGGUCAGCUUCGAUGCCUCGACGACAGUGGACGAGUUCCAGUGCCGCCUCAACCAGGACAUGGGCAUGAGAAAACCGGGACUCUCCGGUUUCAGCCUGUACACCGACGACCCCACCGGACGAGAGCUGGAGCACUGCAUCCAAGGAGGCAUCAAGAUUUGCGACAUCAUCUCCAAAUGGGAGCAGGCCUCCAAGGAGCAGCACUCCGGCAAGUCCGAAAACACCAGGACCGUCCGACUCACUUACAAGAACAGGCUCUACUUCUCGCUCCAGAUGCGAGGGGAGUCAGAAAGGGAGCGGCUGCUGCUGGCCUACCAAACCAAUGAGGCCAUUGUCGCCGGACACUUCCCAGUGGAGUUUGGAGAUUUCGAGCGCCCCUUCAGCCCCACUUCCGGAUCGGCCCAGGCCAAGUCCAAUCAAACGCUGAAACAGGUCCUGGACCGAUUCUACCCCAAGCACUACCGCAGGGCCGCGUCCGAGGAGCAGCCGAGACAGCUGCUCCAGCGUCUGUCCGCCCGCUGGGCCUCGCUCAGGGGUCGGAGUUCGUCUGAGUGCGUCAGGAUCUACCUGACCGUCGCCAGGAAGUGGCCCCUCUUCGGUGCCAAGCUGUUUGAGGCAGAGGCGAUCAGCCCCUCUCCAGAGCCGGGCGCACGCAUCUGGCUCGCGGUGCACGAAGACGGCGUCGGUGUCCUCGAGCACAACUCGAUUAAACCGCUGGCCUCCCACCCCUAUAAGAGCCUGAUGACGUUUGGAGGCUGCAAGCAGGCCUUCAUGCUGGCGGUGGGUCCGAGCGUCGGUGCCGACUCCGGAAAAGACAAACCGGCAGAGAAACAUCUGUUCGCCAUGGACGCUUCCAAGAUAAGGGAAAUCACCCUCCUCAUAUCCGGCUACAUCAACAGCGCGCAUCAGCAGAAGGCCGCCGCCCACCACCUCUCCGCCCCGGCCCUGAUGGUGGCGCAGCCCGUCAACCUGAAGAGCAAAGAGCUGCGGAGCAAAUCCCCACCGGCGCUGGGACGCCCCAGCAAGGCCCCCACGCUGCUGUGAGGGAUACACACAAAUACACACAUCCUGGCCUUUUUCUUUUUUUAAAGUUAGACAAUAAAGAAUCUUUCAACAUCGCCUCCA
Molecule: messenger RNA, 4613 nt
Organism: Menidia menidia (Atlantic silverside)
Lineage: Eukaryota; Metazoa; Chordata; Actinopteri; Atheriniformes; Atherinopsidae
Source: the annotation of a GenBank genome assembly